Spirodela intermedia is the source of this 6162-nucleotide messenger RNA. The record is from the annotation of a GenBank genome assembly. NCBI's taxonomy places the organism in Eukaryota, Viridiplantae, Streptophyta, Magnoliopsida, Alismatales, Araceae.
AUGGCGAGGAAGAGGCACCGAAUACCGGAGGUCCUCCGCAGGACGUUCGGCGACAGAGCGCGCACAUUGGGGGAGACGAUCCUGUCCCUGUCCCCGAAGCCGCCGCCGAAGCAAGUAGAGUGCCUCUGUAGGGGGCGGGGAUGCGUGCGAUGUGGAGGCUCGUCAUUCCUGCUCCGGCAAGAAGAUGGUCCAGAUUAUCGUCAGCUCCUCAACCGCUGCUUCUGCGUCGUCUCACCAGGCGCUCCGGAACUCACCGACCUCUGCUACAGGGGAGAGUGGACGCAGAGACUGGUCAGUGACGUCGUAUAUGAAACCUGCCAUUUAUUUCUAAAUGCAGUUAGAACUGAAUGGUUGGUGCCUAAGGAAAUCGGUCUUCCAGGACGGUUCUCACAUGGUCGUCGCGAACUUCGCUCUGGUUAAUGUUUCUAUUCAGUAGUUCCAGAGCUUGGCCGUUUCACUAAUGCCGUCGUAUCCCGGAAAAAAAAUGUUUUCAUCCUUUCCUUAGCCUUUUUAUGCUACGGCGUAAAUUUCGCAGUGUAUCGUGCAUCGCAGGAUACUGACUAUACCGAUGACAAACUCUGGCCUAUUUGUCCACCAACAAUUUAUUUGAUAGGUCGAGCGGACUUUCGUCGCGUCUGUGUUUAGGAGAUGAUCGUAUCGUUACGCUCUACAUAUUUCUUGAAACUUCUGGAACUUCCUCUCUUCCACACCCAUAAUACGUUAGAGAGAGUGCCUUCUUCGUCACAAGUAUUCCUAACAUCACGUCUCUCAUCUAUCUCUUAUUUAAGGUGAGAUUGACUUAUUUUAAGAUUACCUGCAAAGCAUGAAGAGAUUGGCGAUUUGAGUUUUAUAAAUAUCUACUCGUUAUGCUCUUAAAAAUGGGCGUAAAGAUGAAACCUGGGGAUAUCCUUAAUGCAUUCCAGCUGUCUUAAAUUUGUGCUUUUUAAAAAAAAAACCAAAUAUGUAGGGGUUUCUUUUAUUUUUCGCUAUGCGAAAUUAUAAGGAAACGAGACGUAUAACAUUUAAAUAAUCUUCAAACGCAGACUUCUCGAGAGUAAAAUUGUUAAGCUAUUUGUUACUCUCCCAAUACGAAAAGAAGUGAGAAACAAGUGAUUUGCUUGAAAUCUGCUUGCAUGAAAUUAUACCUUCUCCCUUCUUACAGAUAAUUUCGAAAGUCAGGAACUCUAUGUUGAGAAACGAGUGCUUGCUGAUUACUACUGUUACCAGUUCCAUUAGUCCCCUUAAACUGCUUAAGUAAUCUAUGCAUUACCCGUAGCAACAUAUUCGCCGAAUUCAUUCCUCAUCGUUUCAUCAAUUUAUCAAUACGAUAGCAAAGUUGCUUUUACCUAAAAGGCAUAUAUUCGAAGCAAUUUCCAUUUGUAGUGGAACCUUUUUGGUUUCCUGUAGGUGUAAUUUUUCCAAAUAAAAAUGUGACUUACUUUUCGGCCCAAAAGUGCUUUUGAUGUUAAGUCACUUGAUGAUCCAGGAAUAGUAACUUAACAAGUUGUUGUAUUAAAUCGUUUUACUCCGAUUAUAUUAAUUUUGUUUCUGACUUUCAUGCUACUGUUUGUUACUGAAAAUAUUGAACUAUCCUUUCUCUCCUUCUCUCAAUUCUAACUUUUAUUUGAUGUGCUAAUUAGUGGCAACUCUGGUGGUUACGUGUGAAUCUUUGUGAAAUUAAUUAUAAAAUUUAAUACAAAUUUAUUGAAUGCCUUCGUGAUCCAGUUUUUGUCUACUGUUCCAGGUUCUGGAAUCAUUAUUUCAUGCUUAUUUCACCACUAUCGUUUGCUACUUAUUUGGUUUUAUUCUGUUUUUGUAAUUGUAUUGCAGAUUGUGAGGUACACAGUGGAAUCACUUAUAGGUAGAUCACAUUCAUAUGAUAAUGUAUUACGCGAGGGCUAUGAUGAGGUGAAUUAUUUAAACUUACUAUGCAUCAUUUUUUCAAUGCAUAUUCAUGUACUUGACAAGAACUUCUUUCAAAACGAUUUGUGAUUAGGACAUCUUCCCCCCUCCCCAACCCCUCAUGAGAAAAGUAAUUGAAUAUGCAUUUCUUUGUAAAAUUGAAAUGUGUUAUAGCAUUCUCAUUAGCGCAAAGUAUUCAUUAUCAACUUAAGAAACAACUUCAGGUCCUCAUCAAAUUCUCAUUGGUCCAACGAGUAGGAUGAUGAUUCACAUGGUAGUACUACGGAUUCUAGAUACUUAUGGUUAAAUAUUAAGGACGUUAAUGAUGUCAACGUCUAAAGCUUGGAAACAAUCAUGUUUUUCUUAGGGACUGUAUGACCAAGGUUAUGUAUCAUUUUGCUAUGGAUUAUUUGAAUUGUAUCAUGUUUGGAACAUUAAAAAGCACCACCUAGAAUAUUAUACCCCAACAUACAUGGUGGUGCUGGUCAAACCAAUUUGGACUUAACAAGAUGUUUUUUUUUUAUCAUAUUGUAUUUCUGGUUAGUAUUUUUCUAGAAUGUUUUAGGUUAAUGUGACCCACAAUGUCAAAAGAUUUUCUUCAAACCAGGCCCAGAUUUCUCAUAAUGGAAAAUGUGCUGUAAUGAAACGUUCAACAAAUGAUUUUGUGAAAACUUGUGCGCCUAUAUUUCAAGGAUAUUAUGAAAUCUAGUUUUCCUUUAUGCCGGUGAAAAAUUAGGAAAAUUGUUACCACAAAUGUCUCUUUUUCAAGUAGAAACGGAAAAUACUGUAGUUCAUGAAAAGUUAGUAGGUGGUAAGUUCACGUCUGUUUGUUCAAUGGUUGUUUCUUAAAAUUUCCAUUUCUCCACCGCUAUUGCCGUAAUGGAUAGUUAGAAGAGUGGACGUGAUUUAACAAUAUUUCAUUAGUAGGUCAAAAUACAAAUAUUAUUGACAUUUCUUUUCAAAUUGAAGGACGGUUGUAGGAGUAAGAUAUGUGGGAACAUGAUGGUAAACUUUUAUAUAAAGUGGGGGUGUACUAGUUGCACUUCUCUUGGAAAUUAUAACAGGGAUAAUUAAUGCCGUCAGGAAUCAAUCAAAGUUAAAUACCUCCACAACUGGAAAACUUUAAUUGUGGUCAGAAAAGCUCAGGAUGAUAUUAUCACUAUGUAUUCAUGUAAGUGGCUGGAGGAAAAUAAUGAAGAUACAAAUUGUAUGCGAGUUUUUGAAUUCUCUUUAUGUGUGGUUGUUAAUUUUAUUGUUAUCAUCUUCCAUUCCUGUCCCUAGUUAUUUGUUUCUUCUUUUAUUCUGUCCAAAGUACCCUACCUUUUUUAUUUGAUAUACCACGUGUUAAGUGUAGUCAUUGAAGCAGUAGCUUCGAUUUAUAUUUAUGUUACUCAAAUUGACAUGAGAAAGAAUGGAAACCCACUUUAGAAUCUAUAUGCCACAAAUUUGACUUGAAGUUAUUUAUGUGAUUACUAGGCUUGUUUAUGUUAUAAUGUCGUCUUAAUUUGAAUAUUUUGUAUGUCUGGAACUUUCAAAGAGAGAUUGUAUGCUUUGAGAGAGCUGCUGACCAGUGGCCAAACAGAACUUAAUAUUCAUUUAUUUCCUUCAGCAAAGCCGUAUCAGCCUCAAUGGUGAAUUUCUUUGUGAUCCAGCUUGGAAUCUUCUUUUGACAAGGGUACGUGCUCGAGUUUCUUAUGCGUUUUAAAUUGUUUUUUAUGAUUAUAUGUUAAAUGUUUGCAUUGCUCAUUUCUCAGAUAAAGAAUUAUUUAUACCGAAUGUCAUAAAUUUCACUGAAGGGUAACGUAUUAAUGAAUUCUCUUUUUGGUUGCUUUUCAGAUCGGAGAAUCAGCAAUGACAUUUCUUCUGAAAUAUUCAUCUAUCUUUAUUCCUCUUCCAACCAAUAAUCACCAUCAGGUCACAGGUCCCUUAUUAAAUAAAGUUCUUCAAAGCCUUAAUCUUUCACAUAAGCCUGUGAUUCCCAUAUUGCCAUCCAAAGAUCUGCAAACCUUAACAACAGGAGACCAUAUUGACAAUGGUAACUUUUCUGCAUUGUUUAGUUAUCAACUUUCUCUAUUGCACUUUUUUAUCUUACAUUUUUUAAAGAAAAAACUAUGUUAUACAUACUUUAUACUGCCUUUCCUUAGAAUAAUGUAUUAUUAACCUAUAUUUUUUUUUACUAAGACGUUAUUGUGAAACUUAUUUGAAUUGAACCUCAUAAGUCCGUACGAUCAUUAAACACAGUUUUCAUACUUGCAUGAAGAAAAUUAUAGAGCGCAAAGGUAUUUCUCAAACAAACCUUGUCUACAUAAAAAACGGUGAUCUUAUACAUCAAUCUAUCAGUCAGUGUAGCCAUGAUUAUUUUGUGCCCUUUGGUGAUAAUCUUGUACGGCCUAUUCAAUAUGCCCAUCAGCAGAUACUUACUAUUUCAUUGUGUGUCCCUUCUUUCCAAUAAAGAAUCACAGGAAAAUUCGCAUUUCUUUUUUUCGAAAUGAUGAUCACCAUCUUAGAGUCUAAGGGAUUCGCAGAUUUGUCUUAGUCGCCUCACAGCCGUGCUGGUUGAAAAGGGGACAGUCGUUCGGAUCUGGAGCUUUAUCCUGAUCCAUCUCUGUAAUUGUUACGUUCACCUCUUCUAUGAGAGAAGUUCAGGUUCAAGGCUAUGCCUCCUUGGUGAGCUUUGGUAGGUCCUCGGUGAUAACUAGAUCCAGGUAUCUUGCUUUAAAAAAUACAGUUCGUUAUAUGGAUUUCUUUCCUGAUCUCGUUCUUGCUGGUUCAUGUAUCUUCUGCUAACAUUGUUUUAUUUGCUUUGUAUUCUUCAGCCAUAUGCUUCCUUAUGCAAUACUCUUGUUUACCCCCUGUAGAUGUAGCACAUUAGUCUUCUGGUUGCCCUAAAGCUAUUUUUCCAUCAGAUUCCCUGUAUCCGACACCAUUUGAAGUCCUCAACAGCAUCAGUGGAUUCUUAGCGAGCCAUAUCCCUUUUUUUCAAUUCAGUUAACCCCAUCCUAAAUUGCAAACUCAUGUUUGGCGAUUAAAUUUCGAGUCCAUCUUAAUUAUCAUUUGCCCUGUUGCUAAAAGAAAUUAUAAUGAGCUAUGCUCUGCUUCGUUCCAGGACAUCGUAUUCGUAUCUUUUAUGGGGAUCUUUGCUGUUGAUCAUUAAAAGCAUUGUGCAGUCAUGGUUCAUCCUUUCACUAUAACAGAUAGAAAAUAUAUUUUUCCUCUACGUGUUUCUUACUUCCAAAAGUACUCUUUUAGAAAAGUGUGUUCCAAGACUCAUGUAACGAUCAUUUCUUAUAAAAGAGGUUUAUUAUUCUAUUUUCUUCACUAGGAUGCGAAUCGAAGAGGAAGAAACGGAAAUUUGAAGCAAAACAGAAGAUAUUUCCCCCUUUCAAUCAUCAUGGUGAAUCAGUAGAAGUCCAGAACAAAUAUUAUGACGUAUAUGGUAAGCCCCAGAAGUAUGUUGGACCAUUUUACUGGAAGCAAUAUAAAAAGAUUAGGUGUAUGAAGGUGAUGGAAGGGAGCAUAGUGAAAGAUCCUUUGGACAUGAACACCAAUGAAGGCGAAUCAAAUACGCCGCUCCAACGUAAAUGCAGCAUGUGCCUCUCGUUUCACUCCCAUUCUCUUGAUUGCCGAGAUAUGUCUGAUAUAAUAACCCAAAAACCUGCCUUGGACUCACAUAAAUCUGUUCUCAUGCCUCGAGUGCAAAUUGCUAAAGGGGAUAUGAAGAUGGAGUCUGACUCUUCAACAGCGGCACAUCUUGGACCAGUUAUUUCUCAAUGUUUUCAGACCAACAGUGAAUAUUUCGCUUCACCAGGUGUCGGCAUCUGUUCUACCUCUGAAGUCUUUGCUAAAUCCAGAAAGCGUAAAAGAUUAUAUAGUUGGCAGCGUCAUACAAGAUGCAAGAAAAGAAACACCUUAGAUAGGUCAAAUAGCCGUUCCAGUAUUAUCAAUGACAAGGAAAGCUCAAGCAGUUUCCUCCAAUGGGAGCCGGACCUCCAUCGCGAAUUGCCAGAACAAAUGACGAAAAUCAAUUAUCCUAUAAUUAAAAAAAAAUACAAAGAGACAAAUCAAUAUUCCACCGAUAUUGCAAUACCCAAUCUUCUUGAGGACGGAGUAAUUCAUUGUGAAACUUUCAACCGUGAGCAAAAUGUGAAGCAUCUAAACACAAAUGUAAUGUUACUUCUGACUCAAUGGGAGCAGUUUAUGUUUUAUGUGAUAUCUUGGACUUCAUAUUUUUCUUUGGUGGAAAAGUUUAUGUUAUGUUAG